Messenger RNA from Morone saxatilis (striped sea-bass), 2773 nucleotides. Its product is annotated as paired box protein Pax-3-like. Lineage: Eukaryota; Metazoa; Chordata; Actinopteri; Moronidae. The transcript has 9 exons. The coding region runs from base 399 to 1877 and encodes 492 amino acids. The record is from RefSeq and is a predicted model, not a curated record. Gene Ontology annotation, biological process: anatomical structure development; regulation of transcription by RNA polymerase II. Gene Ontology annotation, molecular function: RNA polymerase II cis-regulatory region sequence-specific DNA binding; DNA-binding transcription factor activity, RNA polymerase II-specific.
ACUUUGAACCGGUGUCAACAAACAACAACAACAAUAUUUUCGUCCUAGCUGCACCGCCUUGGCAACCACAUGUCCAACAGCCUCGGUACUGGCGAAUUAAACCCGAGGAGACUGAGACACGAGCUCUUUCUAACAUCCACAAAUCCAGUUUUCUUCUUUGUUUUUGGUCGUCACAGUUGACUCCUCAGAGGGUUGUGGCUGUCCCGGGACACUGGUGCUUGGCUGUAGCCCGGGUGAGGCUAACCCCUAACCGAGGCUAACCGAGGCUAACCUUCCAGGCUCCCACACGGGCGAAAGGGACGGUUUCCACGACGUCCUCCGGCUGUAAACUCGGCGUCGGAGCGGCAGCAGCCUCCCCGUUAGGAGGAGGUAUCUGCAGUCACUGGGGUGCUGGAGCUAUGACUGCAUUGGCGGGGUCAAUACCCAGGAUGAUGCGACCCACGCUGGCUCAGAACUACCCCCGCAGUGGUUUCCCUCUGGAAGUGUCGACCCCGUUGGGACAAGGCCGAGUGAACCAGCUCGGAGGAGUUUUCAUAAAUGGCAGACCCUUGCCCAACCACAUCCGACAUAAAAUCGUGGAGAUGGCCCACCACGGCAUCAGGCCGUGUGUCAUCUCCCGACAGCUCCGGGUCUCCCACGGCUGUGUGUCCAAAAUCCUGUGCCGGUACCAGGAGACCGGCUCCAUCAGACCCGGGGCCAUCGGUGGCAGCAAACCCAAGCAGGGAACAACGCCGGACGUAGAGAAGAGAAUAGAAGAAUACAAGCGGGAAAACCCGGGUAUGUUUAGCUGGGAGAUUCGGGAUAAAUUACUGAAGGAUGGGAUAUGUGACCGCAACAACGUUCCUUCAGUGAGCUCCAUCAGUCGCAUCAUGCGGAGUAAGUUCGGGGGAAAAGGCGACGAAGAGGAGGAUGAAGAUGAAAUCGAGAAGAAAGAGAUGGAGGACAACGACCGGAGGGCCAAACACAGCAUCGAAGGCAUCUUGGGAGACAGAUCAAGUCACUCAGACGAGGGUUCGGACGUAGAGUCGGAGCCUGAUCUGCCGCUUAAGAGGAAGCAGCGGCGCAGUCGGACCACCUUCACGGCAGAGCAGCUGGAGGAGCUGGAGAGGGCCUUCGAGAGGACCCACUACCCCGACAUCUACACCAGGGAGGAGCUCGCCCAGAGGGCCAAACUCACAGAGGCCAGGGUUCAGGUUUGGUUCAGCAACAGGCGGGCGAGGUGGAGGAAGCAAGCAGGAGCCAAUCAACUGAUGGCAUUUAAUCACCUGAUCCCAGGGGGUUUCCCACCUUCAGCCAUGUCAAGCAUCCCCCCUUACCAGCUCUCUGACAGCACCUACCCCCCCUCAUCUAUAGCACAAGUGUCGGAGCCCCCGAGCACGGUGCAUCGCCCCCAGCCUCUCCCUCCCUCCUCGGGCCACCAAGCCUCCGGAGGUGGAGGGCAGGGAGAAGGAGGAUCCGCCUACUGCCUCGCCUCAGGACGCCACUCCUUCUCAGGCUACUCGGACAGCUUUGUGAGCCCCGGAGGACCGGCCAAUCCCAUGAACCCCGCCAUAGGAAACGGACUCUCUCCACAGGUGAUGGGUCUGCUGAACCCGGGCGGUGUGCCACAUCAGCCCCAAAGCGAUUACGCCAUCUCCCCUCUGACGGGCGGCCUCGAGCCCCCUGCUGGCAUGGCGGCCAGCUGCAGCCAGCGCAUGGACCACAUCAAGGGCCUGGAGGGUCUCACCAGUGUUCCCUCCAUGUCAGCUCUGCCCUCCCUGCCCAGCUCCCAGUCCUACUGUACCCCCUCCUACAGCUCACCGGGCUACACCGUCGACCACGUGGCGUCCUACCAGUACGGCCAGUACGGACAAAGUAAGGUGCCCUUCCUUAUUUGAGGCCUGAAAUCACCUGAUCGUGAGCUCCGGUCUUCACAGAGGGACAUUUGUGUGUACAGCGAUGGAAAUCUUUAAAUAUCCGGACCAAAAUUUUGUCACCAUUUACCAGAACACAUUCUCUACUGCAGGACAUUAUAUUAUUGAUUCUGGGUGGAGAAAUGGACAAAUAAAAGAAGGGACCACAAGAAGGAAUAUCAGACCAAAAACUGUUGAUUGACUGUGAACAUUGCUGCAUCAGUAUUGCAGAUGACCGGCAGUGAUGUCAGUGCUUAACGUGGUUAGCUCGGUGGAGUUCUGACCAUCUGCAGUGCCAUGAAGAGGCACUUUCCAAACACCAUUCUCUGACUUGCCUUUGGAGUCUUUGUGAGGACAGCAAACCCAAAUCUACCAUCACAGACUACCAGCCUUUGAGCCGACGCUUGAAGGAGCAUGUUUACAUAUCUUAGGGCCACAUGAGUGCAUAUGAAAUCCCAUGUAUGUCCAAAUUAAUCCCCAAAUUGUAUCCACUGAAAGGGGAAAAGAAAAGGGCUUUGUUGAUUUUAUUGCAUUUAUUUGAGAUCUCUGCAUCCCACACAUGGAGAGAAAUUCCAGAGGCAGAGAAAACAAACGUGAGCAAACGAAUCUGUGGGUCUUAUUGUAUCAGAAACCCUAAUGUACACCACAGCUGUACUGCAGAGAAAGUUCAUUCAAACAUUCCUCCUCCCCCUCUUGUCUCUCCCUCUCACCCCUUUUGCCUUUCUGUCUUACUCCUUCUGUCUCAUUGAUGUUUCAGACGGUGAGGCAGGGAUCCCGGCCUUUUGUAGUUUUAGAGAGGAACUCGGAGGAGGUCAGGGGGCGACUUUAGGGAAAGUGACAGAUGAGAGAGCAGUAGAGGAGGGCGGCGGAGAAGUGGCUUU